AUGCUCCUCCGGCCGUCACCCUCACUGUGGUCGUCUGUCGCAAGACAAAGGACGGCCACGAGACGCCCGUCGCUGGCCAUCAUCGACGACUACCUCAACACAUCCGGCCCGCAUUUCGCACAUAUUCCGUCCUCUAGCCUCCAGGUCACGACAUUCAACGACACCAUCCUCCCCGCCAAUGAGACAGAAACUGCCCGCCUGGUGGAUCGGCUGAAGCCCUUUGAGCUCAUUUCCACGGUCCGCGAGCGCACCGCGUUCCCGGGUGCUCUGCUGCGCCGCCUGCCCAACCUGAAGCUCCUGCUGGCCACCGGCACGCAGUUUGAAGAGUUUGAUCUCGCCGCGGCACGGGAGCUGGGAAUUGCCGUCGUUGCGGCGCCAGGCCGUGGCCGGACGGACCAAGUCGCCGCGGGCCACAACAUCAAGAAGGGCCGCGCCCAUCCGACGACGCAGCACACCUGGGCGCUCAUCAUGGCCCUCGCGCGCAAUGUGGCCGCCGACGACUGUGCGUUAAAGGCCGGCCACCAGUGGCAGAGCGGGCUGGCCAUGGGCCUCACCGGCCUCACUCUGGGUGUCGUCGGGCUCGGCCGACUGGGUGCUGCCGUCGCGCGCAUCGGACACCUCGCCUGGGGCAUGCGCGUGGUGUGCUGGAGCGAGAACCUGACGCAGGAAAAGGCCGACCGCAUGGCCACCGAGAUGGGCCUCUCGCCCGACGGGGGGGUCGACGGCGGCAAGACGUUUCUCGCGGUAAGCAAGGAGGACCUGUUUCGUGGAGCAGACGUCGUCAGCCUGCACUACGUUCUGAGCGCCCGCUCACGGGGCAUUGUCGGGGCCGAGGAGCUCGAGCAGAUGAAGAGCUCUGCCAUGCUGGUCAAUACGUCUCGCGGUCCGCUGAUUGACUCGGCCGCGCUUCUUGACACCUUGGAGCGCGGGGGGCUGCGCGGCGCCGCGUUGGAUGUGUACGAUGUUGAGCCGCUGCCCUUGGACAGCCCGUGGAGGAGAGCCAACUACUGGGGGGCGGGCGGGCGUUCACGGCUCGUCAUCACGCCGCACAUGGGAUAUGCCGACGAGGGUCUGAUGAAUGCGUGGUAUGCUGAAACGGCCGAGAACGUCGAGCGCUGGCUCGAGGGCAAGCAAGUUUUGCAUCGCAUUGCUUGA
This is a messenger RNA of Metarhizium brunneum ARSEF 3297, 1155 nucleotides long. RefSeq names its product D-3-phosphoglycerate dehydrogenase. NCBI's taxonomy places the organism in Eukaryota, Fungi, Ascomycota, Sordariomycetes, Hypocreales, Clavicipitaceae. The record is from RefSeq and is a predicted model, not a curated record. Gene Ontology annotation, molecular function: oxidoreductase activity, acting on the CH-OH group of donors, NAD or NADP as acceptor; NAD binding.